Molecule: messenger RNA, 540 nt
Organism: Saccharomyces cerevisiae S288C
Lineage: Eukaryota; Fungi; Ascomycota; Saccharomycetes; Saccharomycetales; Saccharomycetaceae
Gene: ADI1
Product: acireductone dioxygenase (Ni2+-requiring)
Exons: 1
Coding region: 1-540 (179 amino acids)
Biological process (GO): L-methionine cycle
Cellular component (GO): nucleus; cytoplasm
Molecular function (GO): oxidoreductase activity; acireductone dioxygenase (Ni2+-requiring) activity; nickel cation binding
Source: RefSeq, marked reviewed
AUGGUUAAGGUAUAUAUUCAUGACAACAAGGUUGACUCCGAUUAUCGCGCACCCCACAAUUCUGGAACAGAACUUUCCCUGGAUGAAUUAGCCAAGUUAGGAGUGAUUUAUAAAUACUGUGCAAAUGAGGAAGAAGUGAAUGAAAUUGCUAGGCAAAGAGAAUAUAAAAAUAGAGAUGUGGUCAACAUCUGCGAAGGUUCCUUCAAAAGUGAAGCAGAGUUUAAUGAAAAACUAGCAACAUUCUACCAAGAGCAUUUACAUGAAGACGAAGAAAUAAGAUACUGUCUCGAGGGUGCUGGAUACUUUGACGUCAGGGAUGCUUCCACACCAGAGAACUGGAUUAGGUGUUUGGUAGAGUCAGGUGAUUUACUGAUUCUUCCACCAGGCAUCUAUCAUCGUUUCACCUUGACAACUAGCAACCACAUCAAGGCCUUGAGACUGUUUAAGGACGAGCCCAAAUGGCAAGCUAUCAACAGGUCAAAUCAGGCUGAUUCAUUGCCUGUACGCAAGGACUACAUUGCCCUGAUCAAUCAGUACUAA